AUGACUAGCCCUGUUCCGAGCCCCGAAGCACUCAGUCUCUUAUGGAGGCUCCAGGGCCCGUUGGCGGAGAGCAUCUUCGUCGUGCGGAGCUGGGACACCCAGGACCCACCGCGCGAACCAUUCGCCGCCCGGGACCUCACAGGCAACGUUGCCUGGCACGCCAUCUCACAGCAGUCGCUCGCGGAACCUAAAAUCAAGUCUAUAAGCGUACAUGUCGAUGUUCUAGAGCGCUGGCAGCGCGAUUGGAUUGAGUGGCACGAGCGGCACGCCAGUCCUGACGACGACAACUGCAUCUAUGGAGAGCUGCCGGACAACGACCUUUAUAAGUCAGAGGGCAGCAGCAGCGAAGGAGAAGAAGAAGAAGAAGAAGGAGAAGAAGAAGAAGAAGAAGAAGAAGAAGAAGAAGAAGGAGAAGAAGAAGAAGAAGAAGAAGAAGAAGAAGAAGAAGAAGAAGAAGAAGAAGAAGAAGAAGAAGAAGAAGAAGAAGAAGAAGAAGAAGACGGCGAUGACAACGAUGGUGACGUGGGAGAGCUCUUGCACUGCUGCAACACUGACCGGCCAAAACGAGCACUGCCCCUCGUCAUCGAGGCGUCCAACACGGAAUAUAUCACGAUCCACGACUACGUCUCAGCGCUGCACCCGUGGCUGAUGGGCUUAUGGCAGGACAUCAAACGGGCUGACAACCUGUUGGGCGAUAGGAAACCCGAGGAGUACGAGCAUCUGGUGGUGGAUAUCACCAGCCCACAUUAUUUGAGCAUCGUGGACGAGAAGCGGUUUCUCGGUCUCAGGUACACGGGUCCCCCAAUCCCGAUGCCCAUGAGCCAGGAGCGCAUGGACUGGCUGAACAAUGUUUUAUUGAGGCAUGACGUUCCUUUUUGGUCUGUCCCGCGAUGA
Molecule: messenger RNA, 894 nt
Organism: Colletotrichum orchidophilum
Lineage: Eukaryota; Fungi; Ascomycota; Sordariomycetes; Glomerellales; Glomerellaceae
Exons: 1
Coding region: 1-894 (297 amino acids)
Source: RefSeq, a predicted model, not a curated record